CUGUCAUCUAAUGUUACAACAGACGUCAAGACUCAAGGUAGAAUUAAUAUUGUUUUCAGUGCCGUUUCAUUGAUUUAGUAUUUCCUACAGACAAGUGGACUCUUAAAACUACAAAAAUGACAACCUCUGACCUACGGACGUUGUUUCAAGCGAAAUUAAAAGAAAAACCCGAUCACGAUUUUCAUCCUUUAGACUUAGAACGGGUAAAAGAUGAUAAAUAUUUAAAAAGAGUUCUGAAACACACUGAAAAUGAUCUUAAACAAGCUUGUGAUAUGUUAUGGGAUAUAUUUACUUGGCGGAAAUCGGUUGGGGCAAACGAAAUUAAUGAAGGUACGAUUUGUAUGGAAUACGUAAAUGAAGGGAUAUUCUUUCCCCAUGGAAGGGACAUCGACGGGUGUUUGUUACUGAUAAUAAAGUCGAAAAAACAUGUAAAAGGCGUUAAAGAUUUUGAGGAACUCAAAAAAAUAAUUAUUUAUUGGUUCGAUCGAAUUGAAAGAGAGGAAAAUGGUAAUAAAGUUACAUUGUUCUUUGACCUCGAUGGAUGUGGCCUCAGCAACGUCGACAUGGACUUGACCAACUAUUUGAUAUCGCUAUUCAAAAGCUUCUAUCCUAGUUUUUUGAACUACAUAAUCAUUUUUCAAAUGCCCUGGGUUAUGUCAGCGGCUUUUAAGAUUAUUAAAUCAUUAUUACCAGCCAGAGCUGUGGAGAAAAUGAAAUUUGUCAAUAAAGAUUCUUUAAAUAGCUUAGUAACCCCUGAAAAUGCAUUGGAGUGUUGGGGCGGCACUGAUAGCUAUGAAUUUGAAUUUAUUUCCGAAAGCCGUAGUGCUGAACACACACCAAAGAAAGUAACAUUUGCUGAACAAGGUGACAGCCACUCUCCUGGUGAAAUGCUACGACUCAAUCCAAACAACUUGAUUAUAUUUAAAACUGAAAACGAAGAAGUGACCGGCCAGUUUCUGAUAACAAACAUGGAUGAGAGCGCUGUUUCAUUCAAAAUCCGGACGACAUCUCCUGAGAAGUUUCGUGUGAGACCCAGCUCGGGUAUAUUAGCUUCUGGAGCAACGCAAACUGUAGUCAUUGUCGUCCAACCAGGCUUCCAGCUACGUAACGUCAUGAAAGACAUGUUCUUAGUCAUGUCGGUACAAAUACCAAAGACAGAUCUAACUCAGAAAGAAAUAAGCGAGAUCUGGCAGAACUCCUCAGGCAGUAAAGUCGACGAGUACAGAUUGAAAUGCCAGUUCCCCGUUAAAGACUUACCCAAGAACGGCAGCUUAGCUGAAUCAAAGCAUCAAGAUAAACCUGAUUCAAUUGUAAACGCACUGAACAAUCUUCAAAUCAAUUACGAAAUACUACACGGUCAAGUCGAUAAACUUAAGAUGUAUCAAUUGCUAACAAUGAUUCUUACAGCGUUUACAGUUAUUUUGGGCUAUAUGAUUUACCAAAAUACGAACGAAGAUAAAUACUGUGACCGCAUCUAGCCUUUAAACAUAGUGGUUGUUUACACCACUGUCGAUAUUGAUGUCAUCUUUUGUAGCUUGGUGAUAUUCUUAUUGUUAUUAAACACAUUCAUGUAUGUUAGGUAUUGUAUUUUGAUGCAUAUAAUCGAAAGAUUGCAUAUGGAGUAAAAAGUUUUUAGUUACCAUUAGAAAAUAUUUUUAUAAUUAAUAAAAGUGUCAUGAUAUUUAAUUUUAGAUUUGCAAUCUGUUUGGCUGUCAUGUAAACAAACAGCUGAACGAUUUUAUAUAACAAUUAUUGCUCUCAUAUUGCAAUUUAAAAAAGUUGUAAGGCAUGGUAAAAUAGAUGUAUAAUUAUGAUGUUUAUCUAGUGUUACGCGGCUGUUGUAUAAAUGAGAUGAGAGAUUGCAAUAAUUUAACAAUCAUUGCUAUACUAUUGCAAUUUAGAAGCAAUUGCAAUGCUUGCUAAAUAUAUAAAGCUAUUGCUACUAAACUGUUUCUGGUUCUAAAAUAGCACCAAUAAUGCAAGGUGUAUUCAACUACUGAUGAACUAUUGGUUUUGUGUGGUAUGGUUAAGAGCAAUCAAUUGUGCGAAAAUUGCACGAUUGUCGCAAAUUGCCAUGAACUCGUCGUUUUAACAAAGGAAAGGAGAGGAGAGUACUGUUUUUAAAUGUAAAUAAGUAUGGUUUUUUUAACAUGGUCUACUCCUAAAUGUUUUAAAGAAUAUGGUAAGAGAGUGAAAUAGGGUAUUAUAUUUAUGGCAUAUGCAUAUCAACUAGAGUUUUGUGGUAUUAAAUUUUGGCAGGGACUUUUUGAUUGUUAAAUUUUUUAUUAUCUAUUUAUAUGAAGUUAUAAAAUAAAGACAGUUUAUAAUAAAAACAA
Molecule: messenger RNA, 2336 nt
Organism: Melitaea cinxia (Glanville fritillary)
Lineage: Eukaryota; Metazoa; Arthropoda; Insecta; Lepidoptera; Nymphalidae
Product: motile sperm domain-containing protein 2-like
Exons: 1
Coding region: 117-1478 (453 amino acids)
Source: RefSeq, a predicted model, not a curated record